CAUCUCCAGGCAAAGUUCACCCAAGAAAAAUGGGUGGCUCAGCGUCUGUAGUCUCCUUAUUAUGGGAAAUUGCGCCGAUCGAGCACCGUUUCAAGAGGGCAAGUUCGCUCGUCCUUCCUGGGUUAUGCAUUGCAAUACAAGUUUUCUGCGGAUUUGCUGAACCACUGUUCUUGAGCAUUGACUGUGGAGGAAUGGACAACCACACCGACCGUUUGGGCAUCAAUUGGGUCGUCGACGACGGUUACAUUAAGACAGGGAAAGCUGCCCAAGUCCAGAAUCUUGACGUAUACGGGAAAGAGCUCAGCAGCCUCCGCUACUUUCCCUCCCAAAAGAAGAGCUGCUAUGUGAUAUCGGGGGUAGCCACGGGCAAGAAACACAUGGUUCGGGCUACUUUCUUCUAUGGCAACUACGACAAGAAGUCAUGGCCACCGUCCUUCGAUCUGCAAUUUGAUGGGAACUCUUGGAUGAAAGUGAACACUUCAUCCAGUGAGGGCCAAUAUUUUGAAGUAAUAUAUGCACCGAAAAGAGAGAAGAUCAGCGUCUGUGUCGUUCAGACGUCGCCCGACCAGAUAACCUUCAUCUCCAGUCUUGAAAUCAGGGAACUUGAAACGAGCAUGUACGAGACGAACGACAAAGAAGAUGUUCUUCUGCGGAUAAGCAGGACAGCCUUGGGAGCGGCGAAAUUCGUAAGGUACCCGGAUGACCCUUAUGAUCGUUAUUGGCAUCCAAGUAGUGAGAUCGACGGCGUAGUAACUGUGGGGAGAGAUAACAUCAGCUUCAUAAAAAACUUCACGGAUAUUCCGGGACUGGCAUUAGUCCAUGCGAUAACACCAGCGUCGAGCAAUGCGACGACACUGGCACUCCCAUCGUCGUGGAUGGAUUUGGAAGAUGACACAUAUUACUACAAUUUCUAUUUCUCGGAAGUGUUAGAGGCAGCUUACCAAAAUAAGAGCAGGUCUUUCGAUUUCCUUGUUGAUGGCGAAAAGCUUAACGACUACGGUUCUAUAAUCCCACCUUAUCAGUCAUAUUGGAGUAACUACAAUCACCGUGGUCGGAGACUGACUGCUGGAUCAGUCGUUUCCUUGGUCAACACAGCUAAUGCCUCCCUUCCACCAAUCCUCAACGCAAUGGAAGUUUUCAAGGUCCAGCGAGGACUCGCUAAUGGAACCAACGAACAGGAUGUGAAAGCAUUGGAGGUGUUACAAGGUCAAUACCAACAACUCCAAUCUUGGGCAGGUGAUCCAUGCCUUCCCGAUGGAUCCACAUGGGAUUGGCUCAACUGCAAUACUGACGAUCCACCACGCAUUACUGAACUGCACCUUAAUGGAUCUGGCUUGAACAGCACCCUUCCAGACUUCAGUAGCCUGACUGCACUUGAGAUGAUUGAUCUAAGUAACAACAGCUUGAAUGGGCAGAUCCCAGAGUUCUUGGGGAGAUUUCCUUGGUUGAAACAGCUGAACUUGGCAGACAAUAAUUUCACUGGACCUCUACCCACGUCACUAGCAGGCAACAAGAACCUCAUACUAAAUAUAAAGGGAAACAACAUCACUGAAGAGAAUCCAAGUCCACCCGCGACAGAUGGCGAAAGAAAUUUGAAACCGAUCAUUAUUGGAGUAUCACUUGGCUCGAUUAUCUUAUUUCUAUUGCUAGUUGGUUGCUUCAUCUAUGCAUGCCUUCGAAGCCAACGUCCUAGAGCAUCACCGAAUGUUGUAUUCGAGAAUAAUGUAGAGAAUCAUGUGAAGCAACAGGCUGGUUCCAUUCAGCUGGGGUCAAAGCAUAUAUUCACAUAUGAAGAUAUUGUCAAGAUCACAAGAAACUUUCAAACCCUUAUUGGUGAUGGAGGAUCUGGUUCUGUCUAUUAUGGUCGUCUAAAUAAUGGCAAUGAUGUCGCAGUCAAGGUAUUGAAAGAUUUGGAACAACAAGGAUCCAAACAAUUUGUCGCAGAGGUCAAUUUAUUAAUGACAGUCCAUCACAAAAACCUUGUAUCAUUUGUUGGAUUUUGUGAUGAAGGAAAUAAUAUGAUUGUUCUUUAUGAGCACAUGCAGAAUGGAAGCUUGAGAGAUAUCUUAUCAGGCAAAAGAAUCACAACAGAACCUUUAACGUGGAAGAGGCGGUUGCAAAUAGCUUUGGAUGUUGUGACAGGUUUGAGUUAUUUACACUCAGGUUGCCAACCUCCCAUAAUCCAUAGAGACAUAAAAAGUACAAAUAUCCUUCUGAAUGAACGGCUAGAAGCCAAAUUAGCAGACUUCGGAAUUUCCAGAGUUGAUGAGAAGACUCAAAUAUCAACAAUGGUUGUCGGCACACCUGGAUACAUUGAUCCUGAGUACUCAGAAACAAGCCUUCUUACCAAAAAGAGUGAUGUUUACAGCUUUGGUGUGGUUCUUUUUGAGCUUAUGUGCGGUCAAGGAGCCAUACUUAGCAGUCUUGACGAACAUUUUCAUAUUAUUGAAUGGGCAACAUCAAAGAUUGUGAGGGGUGACAUAGAGAGCAUUAUUGACCCAAGGAUUAAAGGGCAGCACAAAAUGAAUUCUGUAUGGAAGGUAGCAGAAAUAGCAUUAGCAUGUACUGCAAGGAGAUCUGUUGAGCGGCCAAACAUGUAUAAUAUUCUAAAGGACUUGAACGAGGCGAUGGAGAUUGAGACUGGUUACUAUGCGCUUGAUGUUUCAAGGACAGAAGUGAUGACUAUGUCAGUGUGUUCUCCUGAAACACUUAUUUCGACUACAAACCACCAAGAACAUCCAUUAGCAAGAUAGAAACUUAUGUUGAUAUCAACAUCAUAGCAGACAGACAAAGCUUCAUUGAAACAUUAGUUGAUCUCUUGCUAUUUGACAAUUGACUUAUUCAAGAUGCAACAGAAAGCGGCCAUGUAGGCCAUGAAAAGUUCAUUGGUUUUUACUUUCUGGUAGAAUAUCUAAACUGAGAACACUAUCCUGAAUGAAUAGGGCGACUAUUUGAUUAAGUGUUUAGCAAAGAUGCAUACAAUGUUACCCUAGACUUUUAGAUAGGAAGCCUCAAAGGAUGGUUGAUUCAUGCAAGAACUAGUUCCUGAUUUUUAUAGCUUAGUGUUUUUAAGGAGAUGAAGAGUAGCAGUGUGGCCAAUGGCUCUGCACUAGCCAUGUGGGUCUUCUCCAAUGUAUGCUUGAUCAAUCACCUAGUUGGAAAGAUUAGCUUUUUAUAA
Molecule: messenger RNA, 3178 nt
Organism: Nymphaea colorata (pocket water lily)
Lineage: Eukaryota; Viridiplantae; Streptophyta; Magnoliopsida; Nymphaeales; Nymphaeaceae
Product: probable LRR receptor-like serine/threonine-protein kinase At1g51810
Exons: 13
Coding region: 30-2753 (907 amino acids)
Biological process (GO): protein phosphorylation
Molecular function (GO): protein kinase activity; ATP binding; protein binding
Source: RefSeq, a predicted model, not a curated record